AUGCGGAACCCAAGCGCGGCGUGGCUGCUGCGGGCCGCUGUCUUGCUGGCGGCCUCUGUCUCCUGCAAUGGCACUAUCCAAGUGUCUUCUCCCUGAGUUUGGUGGCCUGCUUCUGGAGUGCUCAGCUCUGCUGCCGACAUGCCCACCCAGCUCGAGACGGCCAUGGACACCAUAAUUAGAACCUUCUACCGCUAUUCUUCCAAGGAAGGGGACAGAUUCAAGCUCAGCAAGGGGGAACUGAAACUGCUCCUGCAACAGGAGCUCACGGAAUUCUCGUGCCAAAAGGAUCCCCAGUUAGUUGAUAAGAUAAUGCAGGACCUGGACGCCAAUAAGGACAACAAAAUGGAUUUUAAUGAAUUCCUGGUCAUGGUGGCAGCUCUGACAGUUGCUUGUAAUGAUUACUUUGUAGAACAAUUGAAGGAGAAAGGAAAAUAAAGAUAAUGAGCUCAUCUAAAGGUACAGAUAUGUCUGAAGUUAUAUACUUAAUGUUCAUUUAUACCCUUUAGAUCUAUAGACCCAGUAAUGUCAUUUGUAGCUAUAAUAUACGGUGCAUAUAUUAGUAAUUAAUUGCUACUAUUGAAUUAUGUGUUCCUUAAAAUGCUGACUUUACGUAAAUAUUCCAAAUCUCAUAUGCCCUACUUGAUAUUUGCCUACAUUAAGAGGUUAUGGCCGGGCGUGGUGGCUCACGCCUGUAAU
Messenger RNA from Cebus imitator (Panamanian white-faced capuchin), 696 nucleotides. RefSeq names its product S100 calcium binding protein Z (gene S100Z). The transcript is spliced from 3 exons. Gene Ontology annotation, molecular function: calcium ion binding. The record is from RefSeq and is a predicted model, not a curated record. NCBI's taxonomy places the organism in Eukaryota, Metazoa, Chordata, Mammalia, Primates, Cebidae. Bases 139 to 435 code for a protein of 98 amino acids. Gene Ontology annotation, cellular component: cytoplasm.